AUGGCUUCUAACUACAGUGCUAAUCAGUUCGAAAAUACCUUUGCCCCGAACUUUCUUCGGAACUGGUGCGUAGCCAAAGACGACAAAAAGCACCCUAAAACCCAUGAUGGCUACACUCAGAUCAUCGCUAAUGACCGUGGUCAUCUGCUACCUUCAGUUCCCAGGUCCAAGACCAGUCCAUGGGGCACAUUCAUGGGGACCUGGCAAAUGCCUCUGCAGAUACCACCAGCUCGAGUAACCCUGACUUCCCGUUCCACUGCUGCCGCCAACCGACUAAUAAACUGGGUGCACAAAAACCCUGAUCUGCUCAAUGCCUCCAAUGGACUACGUCCAGAAAUCCGGGGCCAUCCCCAAGAUCUAGGACCACGUGGAAAAGACAGGAGCCCAAAGCCUCCAGAGAAGAAGACUGCUACUCCAAAGGCUGUACAAGAGAUUCCGCAUCCCUCAUCAGCCGUAAAUUCCCCACCCUCAAGAGGCCUCCCCAAUACCUCCCCAGCCCCACUUACACCCCCAAAUAGAAUCCGCUUGUGCUCAUGUUCCUGCUCUUGCACUUGCUCCAGAGCUUUAAAAAGUGCACCCAACAGUCCCAUGACUCCAGAGGCUUGCCAUGGUGGUAACAAGCUUGAGGGCCAGGAAAUCCAAGAGAGGAAUAUAGAAAAGAGUAAUGAGGAACCCCAGCAGGAGACAGAGGCACCAGCCCCAUUAAGUCCCAAAGAGAUAACGGAGUGA
Messenger RNA from Trichosurus vulpecula (common brushtail), 729 nucleotides. It is a transcript of the gene CFAP126, whose product is annotated as cilia and flagella associated protein 126. The record is from RefSeq and is a predicted model, not a curated record. The transcript is spliced from 5 exons. Lineage: Eukaryota; Metazoa; Chordata; Mammalia; Diprotodontia; Phalangeridae. The coding region runs from base 1 to 729 and encodes 242 amino acids. Gene Ontology annotation, biological process: cilium organization. Gene Ontology annotation, cellular component: ciliary basal body.